Messenger RNA from Neurospora tetrasperma FGSC 2508, 378 nucleotides. RefSeq lists its product as uncharacterized. The transcript is spliced from 2 exons. Lineage: Eukaryota; Fungi; Ascomycota; Sordariomycetes; Sordariales; Sordariaceae. The record is from RefSeq and is a predicted model, not a curated record. Bases 1 to 378 code for a protein of 125 amino acids.
AUGGCCAUAGAUUUUGAGGAUGCCGCGCAUGGACUGGAAGCCGACAAUAACUGCGGAAUCGUAGCCAGAUUGUUAGUAGGAGAGAGUGAUGAAGAAGAAGAAGAAGAAGAAGAAGAAGAAGAAGGAGAUGGCUUUGAUGCGUUCAUCGGCCUGAAACCGGCUGUGGCGGGUGGUUGUGAGGUUCUUUUUGGCGAACAUUUUGGGCUGGUCGGUGUCUACCUAUUCAACACAUCGACUCCCACUUCCAAGGCGACAUCUUUGGAGACACCGGCGUUCGAUCUUCCUGGUAUCUUGCAGGCUGUUAAGUCCGACGUUCUGACAUGCCAGCGAGCCGCUUUCCCCUUGGAUGCAUGGGUCCAGUUACCGCCCUGGAUUUGA